Molecule: messenger RNA, 4449 nt
Organism: Uranotaenia lowii
Lineage: Eukaryota; Metazoa; Arthropoda; Insecta; Diptera; Culicidae
Product: plastin-1-like
Exons: 6
Coding region: 232-2325 (697 amino acids)
Biological process (GO): actin filament bundle assembly; actin filament network formation
Cellular component (GO): actin filament; cytoplasm; actin filament bundle
Molecular function (GO): calcium ion binding; actin filament binding
Source: RefSeq, a predicted model, not a curated record
UUUGUUACCUUGCGCUGACGAGUCCCGUUCAGAAUCAAUCCGCAGUAAGGUGCCAAAACUGGCCAACGUCGCGUGUGCCCACUCGGGGAAAAGUGAAUUCCUAAAGGUUACUGUUCAAUAAGGGUUCAUCAAAACCAAAAACGAAAAAAAUCGGUGUGUUUUGGGCUCACCGGAGAUAGUUUCAACCUUAAUUACCAAAAAAAAACAAACGCAUCCAAACUACUUGAAAAAAUGGAUAUCAUGGACGUGGCAAAGCACGACGACAUAGCAGAAUUUCGGAGGCUAUUCACACCGGAUCUUUACGAACAAAUCGAUACAAAUAAAGAUGGUUUCAUUGAGCUGAAGGAACUGAAGGAUGCUCUGGAUCAGGUGGGUUUCAAAUUGCCAGGCUACCAGGUACGAUUGAUGAUCGAUGAGUACAGCAAUAAGCAACGGUCGCAACAUUUGGGCAAACUAUCCUACGAUGAGUUUGAGGCGCUCUGUCUGGACCUCAAGGCCAAAGACGUGGCCAGCACGUUCAAAACCGUCGUUUCGAAGAAGGAAAACCUGGAAACCCUCGGAGGGAUGUCCGAUUCUUCGGCAGUCGGGACGACCCAUUCGGUACGCAUCGAAGAACAGCUCGCCUUCAGUGAUUGGAUCAACUCCAAUCUGGCGCACGAUCAGGACUUGAAUCAUCUGCUUCCGUUGGAUGCGGAGGGUAAACAGUUGUACGACAAAAUCAAGGAUGGUAUUCUGCUGUGCAAAAUUAUCAACCAUUCUUGUCCGGAUACGAUCGACGAACGAGCCAUCAACAAAAAGAACCUUACAGUCUACACCAAGUUCGAAAAUUUGACCCUCGCGCUGGUGUCGUCGCAGGCCAUUGGAUGUAACAUUGUAAAUAUCGAUGCCCAUGAUUUGGCCAAGGGAAAACCACAUCUGGUGCUAGGUCUCCUAUGGCAAAUCAUCCGAAUCGGUCUUUUUAGUCAUAUUACACUGGACAGCUGUCCAGGACUUGCCGCACUUCUAGCCGAUGGUGAACAAGUGGAGGACCUGCUGAAACUUUCGCCCGAGGCAAUCCUGCUUCGUUGGGUCAAUCAUCAUCUGGAGCGUGCUGGGGUCGCUCGCCGUUGCACCAACUUCCAGUCCGAUAUAUCCGAUUCCGAAGUGUACAGCUAUCUGUUGAAUCAGAUUGCUCCCAAAGAUGCUGGCGUUUCACUGGAAGCUCUCCGAGAACCGAAUGCUCUUAACCGUGCCGAGAUGAUGCUGCAGCAGGCGGCUAAGCUGAACUGCCGCUCGUUCGUUACCCCCCAGGAUGUGGUCAACGGCGUGUACAAGCUGAAUUUGGCAUUUGUUGCUAACCUGUUCAACAACCAUCCGGGCCUGGACCAACCGGACGAAAUCGAGGGUCUGGAAGCGAUCGAAGAAACGCGUGAAGAAAAGACUUACCGCAACUGGAUGAACUCGAUGGGCGUGAAGCCGCACGUCAACUGGCUCUACUCGGAUCUGGCCGAUGGGUUGGUCAUCUUCCAGCUGUUCGACAUCAUCCAACCGGGCAUCGUGAACUGGAAAAAGGUGCACCAAAAGUUCACGCCGUUGCGCAAGUUCAUGGAAAAGCUGGAAAACUGCAACUACGCUGUGGAACUGGGCAAGCAGCUGAAGUUCUCCCUCGUUGGAAUUGCCGGACAAGAUUUGAGCGACGGCAACGCGACACUGACGCUGGCACUGAUCUGGCAGCUGAUGCGUGCCUACACUCUGUCGAUUUUGUCCCGAUUGGCAAAUACCGGAAAUCCAAUAAUCGAGAAGGAAAUCGUGCAGUGGGUUAACACGAAGCUGAAGAAUGCCGGCAAGACUACCAGUUUGAAGAGCUUCCAGGAUUCGGCUAUUGCCGAUGGUAAGAUUGUGAUCGAUCUGAUCGAUUCGAUCAAACCGGGCAGCAUCAACUAUGACAACGUGAAGGAUGGAGGAAAUGCAGAGGAAAAUCUGGAGAAUGCCAAAUACGCGGUCUCUAUGGCACGUAAGAUCGGUGCCCGGGUGUACGCCCUACCGGAGGACAUAGCUGAGGUGAAGCCGAAGAUGAUUAUGACCGUGUUUGCCUGCCUGAUGGCCAUGGACUACGUCCCGAACAUGGACAGUGUCAGAAGCAACGGUAAUGCCGCAACGGAACCAGUAACGGUUGUGGCAGCAGUAGCAGCUCCGGCGGAAUCCAUCGUGCCUGUCACAACUAAGGUUGAAGUAGUUGAACCCGCUGUACCGGAGGUGGAAGUGGUUAUCACCAACGGCAAUGCAACGGUCAAUGGGAACGGUGCAAUUGAAGAAACUACAGAGGCAGUCGAUGAAUUUGCGUAGGACAGCAAUAAUAGACAAUAGAAUGCCCAUACAGGGGCAGUUUCGUUCUGGAAAUGAAACAGAAAUAGUCAGAAAUUGUAGGAAAGAUUGUAUGCAGAAGAGAAUGAAGUAGUUAGUUAGGAUGUUUUUUUUUGUUUUAAACUGGGAUGAGAUAAUUUCGUUAUCUCAAACGAAUGCUUGGUUGCGUCCUACGCCAGUAUUGGAAUUAGAUUUGUUUCUGCCCUUUCGUUGACAGUUUCGUAUUUCUGUGGAACGAUAAAUCUGCAUAUUCGGGAAACGGAAGUGCUAACAAGUGGUGUACUGCCGUUGGACGCAUAAUUGUCACAUGUGACAUUUCGACGUUUUUGAUUUUUUGAUGCCAAUCGUCAUAAUUUGAUACGUAUUAUUGAAAUUCUUUGUCGAAACAUAAAGUUUAUUCUAGAAAUUUCAAGAAAAAAUCUAAGUCAAAUUGUCACACUGAGACGAAUGGACGCAUAUUUGUCACACUGAAGAGGCUCUUAUGAUAGGAGUAUAUUUCAGAGAACCACGGCAUUGAAGUCAACAAAAAUUGCGAAACUGUGGGUUGACAGCAAAGUAAUUUUGUGAUACUUUGAUCGCAUUUUUCUCGCUUUGCCUUUUUGUGACAAUUAUGCUUCCAACGGCAGUGUAGAGCCAAAUAAAAAAAAUGAACAGGCCCAUCAUUCUUCAACGUAAUAUUUUCUUGUCGUCUAUAUUACAUAAUAUUUAAGAUAAUGUUUUUGUAUUAUAUUUUUUCUUUUAUAGUUUAGUGUCGUACGCAUUUAACAGUUAAACAAUCGUAAAUUAAAAACAAAAUCCUGGCUUGAAAUAAGGAAUAACAGAGUUUAUUAUAUUGUAUUUGAAAUAUAAGUUCGAUCAUAUUACGAUUGCUAAAGUGGGAUUUGUUAUUUUGGCCUUUGAUCGAUUUCGUUAUCGUCUCCCUUAAAACAAACGCGUGUCAUUAUAUUGUUUUUUUUUCAUAUAUAUUACCUGGAUGAUGAAACGGGCAAGCGGUCGAGCGAGUGUGCCAAAACAAAAAAUUGAAAUCGAGUCCCAUUAAAUGGUUGCAAAUGAAAUAAAUUAUACAAAAAAUAAAACCAAUUUUAUGUGCAGAUUUGAAUCCGCGUGUGUUUGCGUGUUUGUGGGAUGCUUUGAGUUUUUCGGUUUUGUUUUCACCUUACAACUCAAUUGUUAUCCAAACCUUUCAAAUUACACUUGUUAUUAUGAUCAGCAUCAUCUUUCUAUUAAUGCACAUCGAUACACAAAUCUUAAUUUAUGAACAAUGAAGUAAAAAUUUGAAUUGACAAUAUUUUGCUUAUUGACAAGAAAUACUUCAGUCGAUCUUAUUUUUCUGAAACCAGGCACUAUUUAAAUUUAAAUUUUAAAAUAAAACCCCUGAUUCCAAGCGGGAAUUAAACGAUUGGAUUAUGUUUGUGUAAAAUAAUACCAUUAUUUGUGGAUAUAGGUUUGACCUAUCUUUAAUUGCUUAUACUGUCUAAUCAACAAGCUACCACCUAAACUAGAGAGAAAGAAAAGAACAAAAAAAACAGUAACAUGUAAGGCGUAGAUAUGUAAUAAUGGAAUUUAUCACUAUAAGCAUCGAAAAACGAUGAUGGUGAAAAUUGUCACAGCACUGGAAGAAAGGCUUGAAACAUUUUAAACCAAUUAGUAAUAACAUACAACCACCAGAAAUAUGUAAUCUAAAGUUUUGGAGAUAACAUUUACCAAAUAUAAGGAUAUAACCAACAAUGAAAGAAAUGGCGCAUUGCUUGCGUUGCACUUAACAAACAGCAAUUAAUACACCAAUAAAAUUUACAAUAGAGGCGAUAAUAAAAAAAAGAAGGAAUUUCGACAAGAGAUAAGAGAACGCAAGAUACAUACAUGUGACGUUGAAAGGCUCGCGGAUGUAGCUAUUAUAGCGCAUGACUUCACUGGUAUAUACAAACUAACAAAUUACUAAAAAGCAGCGAAUGAAAACCAGUAAUCUGGUGGGAAGCGUAAGGAACAAAUAACACUAUUAUUUGAUGAAAUGCUAGGUCCAUAGUUAUACAAGAACACAGAAAAGACACUACAUACAUAAGACAUAUGCCAAUGGAAAUGAUUAAUAAAGGGAUUAGAAACAGUAAA